Molecule: messenger RNA, 5040 nt
Organism: Symbiodinium sp. CCMP2592
Lineage: Eukaryota; Dinophyceae; Suessiales; Symbiodiniaceae
Source: the annotation of a GenBank genome assembly
AUGCUACUUGCACUUCCGAACACGUACACCAAAGAGCGGUUGGGAGCAAAGCUUCUCGAGUACAUCUCGGGCGAGGCUGAGGAAGUGUGUGAGAGUGUGCCAUUGGAGAAACUGACAAAGGACGGCGGGCAUGAACUUAUCUUUCAGGCGUUGGAUGAACGCUACCGGGAGCUUGACAAGGAAGCCUUGCAUAAGCAUUUGUCGGAGUACUUCUAUGGCACAGCAAUUCGGUCAGGAGAAACAUUUCGCAAUAUGACAGUGAGGCUGGACACAGCCUACCGCCGACUUCAGGGGCACAAGGUGGAGUUGCCUAGCGAGGUGAGGGGCUGGUUUCUGUUGCGCAAGUUGCAGCUGGAUCAGACAUCAGAAGCUAUGAUUCUUACACACACCAAGGGUUCCCUGAAGUAUGAAGACGUUAACAAAGCCAUCCAGGCGAUCUUUCCAUCAGGGAGUGCCAAGAGCGGUGCCAAGGUCAAGGAAGUCUAUGAGGCCGUGGCGGAGCCCACGGAGCACGGAGCCAUCGAGGAGUCCGAGGAAAGCAUCGACGAGGUUUUCCAGGCAGUGGCGGAUCAAGUGCAAGCCACUGAUGAGUACGAGGACGAAGAUGCUUUGGAUGUGUUCGAGACCUACAAGGAGAUUCGCAAGCGCAUGCAGGAGAAAAAGAUGGGCCGUGGAUAUCGCAAAGGGCCAGGACCAACAUGGGCAUUGACGGGCACAGUGAAAGGGAAGAUUGAGGCUUUGAAGGGUCGUACGCGUUGUCACUUGUGUCAAGAGAAAGGGCAUUGGAAGCGGGAAUGCCCAAAGCGGGCUUCGUCGAGUGCUGCAGGGCAGCGCUCCGGCCGAGCAGGUGCAUCCAAUGACGCAAUGGUGGCAGAUAGCUCUGGCAUAGAUCCCACCGCAUUUGGCGGCGAGUACUUCAUCGAGCCGGAAGACAUCGAGAACUUAGAGAUCUUUCUAGCCGAACGCGACGGUGAGGUCGAUGUGGUGGUUGCCAACCGCGAGGAGGCGAUUGGUGACCAGGGUGAAGUGAGAGGGGACUUUGAGCGUGAUUUGAGGAAGUUUUUCAAGCUCUCCGGACAGAGCGACGACAAGAGCGACAGCGAGGCAUACGUGAGUGAGUGUGCUGGCUUAGCUGAGCAUCGGGUUAGAUUGGUUAAGGAGAGUCACGAGUUCAAGUUUGGCAACGCGGGGUAUGGGAUCAAAGUGAAGCUCAGAGAGACUGAGCGGGGGCACUAUGCGAUUCCACUCUUUGAAGGCUUCAAGGAGGCCAUGUGCAAGAAGGGGUUAGCGCGGCGAGUCCCAAGUGUUGCGAGCUUCAGCGGCAGCAUGAGCUACACCGGCGGAGCGCCGAUGGACAUUCCCAUGGAGGGCUUCACCAGGACUCCAUUGAUCAACGAUCUGCUGGAGGAAGUGGCGACCACCGGGACGGGGGAUCAGAUGUCCGAGAUCCACAGCAAGAUCCUGGACGAGGCACCAGAUCACAGCGACGACGAGCCAGAAGGAAUCGUGCCCGGGGUCGAGGGUCAGCUCGGCAGGCUCAUAUUCAAUGUGGGCAAGUACCAGAAGGCAGGCCAGCUUGUGAAUUUCCGCACGGCGUACGCGACGGACAAGAAGUACGUAGCUUGGAUCAGAAAAUUCAUCAAGAGCAAAACGGAUCCUGUGACGGGCAAGGGCAGCCAUCCUACCAUGGUGCAGUUUCGGCUGUAUGUGGCUUUGAGGGAUCAGCGAAAGGCGGCAAGGAUCCAUGCGACUCAUGGGUUGGAGACGCCUGUGGGAGGUCUGCCAUCGGCUUCUUCGGAUUCUUCGGGAUCAGUGGUGACAGCGGAGGAGCGCCUUGUGUUGCCCAAGGCCCGUGCAAAGCCGAAGGCCAAGCAAUCGGCCACCCGCAGCCAAGGGCCCAUGGUGCAGCCGGCAAUGAUGACAAGGGCAGUGCUGCCACGCCAGGGUGUGCAGAGUCGUCAGAUGGUGCAAGCCGAGGAGGAGGCACUCAGCCACCAGCUCGAGGAGCUGGAGGAGGAGGAUCCGAUAGAUGUUCUGAUGCUUGAAAAGGAUCCUGACGAACAGAUUCUCACGGCAGUAGGCCUCAGCUCCAGUUCUGUGUUUGAAAGUUUGGAGCCGACUGACAUUCGGCAAAGCACCGCCUUGGACAAGGUGUUGGCAAAGAUCAGAGAACUUCGGCCAAGGUUGCUUGUUAUCCGUACGCCUGAUCACAUGACUAGGACCAAGGGUGGAAAGCAUAUGGCGCGCACUUUCCAUGCUAGACAUCGUGCUGCUUUCACGAAGUUCGCUGUGGCAUGUUGCGCUGAACAGUUGUGCGAGGGUCGUCUGUUUUGCAUUGAAGAAGUCAACGACAGCAUGAGCGAGAGAGUGCAACAGUGGAAGAGGUUGAGAGAGGAUGAGAGAGUGAUUCAAGUGGCACGUCAUGAUGAUGACAGCUCGUGGCGUUUGCAUACCAACAGCCAGCAUGUGCGUGAACAGUUUCAGAAGAUGUGGUUGAAUCAGAGAGAGUGGAGAGAUCCAAGGGGGUUUGUCAAGGAUGUGGCCACGAGUAUGCUCCGUGAAAAGCAAGCGGUGAGUGAGGUUCACGUUGCCCAUUGUGUGUAUGCGAUUGAAGACCUGAGGCGAGAGAGUGUGACCAUUCUGAGACGAUGCCAUGAGAACCUCGGACAUCCUUCACCGGCACGCAUGAACAUGUUACUUAAGGCCGCUCACGCUAGCGAGAGGGUUAUGCAGUUGGCUAGGAGCUUAGAGUGUGAGACGUGUUCCGCUUUGAGCAAGCCCAAAUCCCAUAAUGUCACCAAAUUGCGAAGGGCUACGGAGUUCAAUCAGCAGCUGUGUGUUGACACUUUCGAGUUGGAAGUCCGAAACAGCAAGCUCCAUUUUCUGAACAUCGUCGACGAGGCCACCGGCUAUCAGUUGUGCAUUCCCCUUUGGAAAGGCAUGCAAGCUCGAGUUGUGCGCAAUGCUUACAGAAAGGGAUGGAAGCGUUGGGGUGGGGCUCCUGUUAGAUUGUUCAGUGAUGGAGGCAAGGAGUUCGAGGGCGAGUUUGAACACGGAUUGUCAUUAGAUGGAACGUACGGCGACAUUUCCGCCGCAUAUGCUCCAUGGCAGAACGGCACAGCAGAGCGCAAAGGUGAUGUUUGGAAGACGGCAUAUGCUAAAUGCUCCAUGGCAGAGGCCCAGGAGCUCAUCGAUCAGAUCAACAACGCUGUGAAUAGCAUGUCCCGUAAGGAUGGGUAUUCGCCACAUCAGCAUGUUUUCGGAAGGGACAUUCGGAUUCCGGGUAUGAUCACUUCGGAUCCCGACCCUGUGGUGAACUCAUCGCUUGCACAGGGUGAGUCCGUGUUUGAGCGCCGAAUGAACAUUCGAACAGCGGCGCGAAAGGCUUUUCUUGAGGCCGACGGAGAAGCCAUGGUUCGACUCUUGCCAGAAGACAUGAUACAUGUGAGGGAUAACGUGAGUGCUCGGGGUGCUGGAAAUUAUCACGAUUUGAGUAACUUGGAAGUUCCACCGGGUACCGAUUCUACCGAUGGUCAGCCGGAGUUGAAGCCGUUGGAAUCUGAGUUGCCAGUUGAGAGGGCGUGCCUUGGUGACCGUUGUCGCGUGGUUGCCUUUGUUCGAGAUGGAGGCAAGGUCGCCCAUGAGUAUGAUUGGCGCGGUACAAUGCAAUCGUGCAAUGAAAUCAAGGGACUAUGGACGGGCACAACGGAGUUUGAUCUUGUGCAUGAUUGGCGUUGGAAUCCCAAGCAGCUUGAGUGUUUCGAAGUGAAGGCGAAGAAAGGCCGCAAGGAGCUUCAUGAAUCAGAAGUUGCAGCGGAUCGAAAACCAGGUUUAGAUGCCGCAAAGACGAAAGAAUGGAAAAAGUUGGUGAGCAGCGGCGCUAUUGUUGUGCAUGACGGUCGUAAGGCACGGAGGUUACGCGAAUCAGUGGAAAAGAAGAGAAUCCUGAAGUCACGGUUCGUCAUCACGGAGGCCGACCAAGGUUCAAGUCCACAAACACAGGAUAUCAAGGCGCGCUGGUGCAUUCGUGGUUACCUUGACCCGGAUCUGUUGGAACUUGAUACAAGUGCACCGACUUUGACGAUGGAAGGGUUUGCGAUUGCCAUGCAGUUGAUAGCGUCCAACGGUUGGUCGUUGAACAUUGCAGAUGUUGAGGGUGCUUUCCUGCGUGGAGAUUCGUUGAGCCCGAGCCGUGGAAGGUUGUUCAUUGAUCCACCCCCAGGAGGGGUACCAGGUCUCUCAGAAGGAUGCUUGAUCGAGGCCGUCAAGACCGUAUACGGUCUUGCAGAUGCGCCAAAGGCAUGGUGGGAAUGCUUUUCAGUCAAGUUGACUUCCUUAGGAAUGCGAGUGUCCAAGUUUGAUCCUUGCUUGUUCUACUACUACGUGAAUAACACUCUGAGCGGGGUUGUGUCAUUGCAUGUGGAUGAUUUGUGCUUAGGAGGCGAUAAACACUUUCACGAACAUGUGAUUAAACCGCUUAAGGAAAUGUUUCCGUUCAAGCAUUGGAAAGUAGGGCAGGGGGAAUUCCUAGGAAAGCAGUUGAAGCAACAGACCGAUGGAAGCAUCAUCAUCAGUCAAGGCGAAUACGCAGCACAGCAGCGUGGUCUGGAAAUCUCACGAGAGCGUAGGCGAGAGAAGAGCGAGAAGAUCAGUGAAGAGGAGCGAGCGCAAAUGCGCGGCGUGUUGGGCAGCAUCAAUUGGCUUGUUACUGGGAGCCGACCUGACUUAGGAGCUUGGUGCUCACUUCUGCAACAAAGGGUUAACGAAGCUACGGUAGCUGACUUGAUUGAAGUGAACAAGCUUGUGAGUCUCACGCAUGACAACUGUAAGGCGCACGCGUGGAUUAAGAGCAUUCCUGUGAGUGAUGUGCAGUUUGUUAUGUUGUCGGACGCAGCAUGGGCUAAUGCUCAAGGUCUGUGCAGUCAAGCUGGUUACUUAAUGCCGCAUGCGAUCAUCGUUUACCUCGUGGUGAAUGGGGCACCUUCUCAGUGCUUCGUUGGAAAAGCUACAAGCAAGACAGGCAGACGCACUCGACCUUAG